Blepharisma stoltei is the source of this 2386-nucleotide messenger RNA. The record is from the annotation of a GenBank genome assembly. Lineage: Eukaryota; Ciliophora; Heterotrichea; Heterotrichida; Blepharismidae.
AUGCUUACUCCCCCUCCCUCCGUGAGUGAACAAAACCAUUAGAAAAAUCGCUAUUUUUUGCCCAAAAACCCACCCUCGGUGAAUGAACAAAAAUUUUUUUAAUAAAAAAAUUGUCUAUUAAAAAAAAUUUUGAUAUAUAAAUGAUAAUUAGUAUAAUGAAAUCUAGAGCUAAUUCUGUUUAAUUUUAAACGAACUGCUUUUUAAAGCAUAAAUUUUAUAAAUUAAAUUAAUAUUUACUUUCCAAUUUUUGUGAAUUAGGAUUUUUUUAAAUUUCGAAAAAAAAAUAUUUUUUAUAAAAUUUAUAUAUAAAUUUUUUUAAAAAAAUAAAAUGUUCACUCACGGAGGGGGGAGUUAGCAACCUCCGCCAGAAAUUUCUCCGUAACAUCGCUGUAAUUGCUCACGUUGAUCAUGGAAAAACAACUCUCGUAAACUCAAUCCUUACUCAGAGAGGAAACUACACGAAAUCAAUGGACAGCUUAGAUCUUGAGCAGGAGAGAGGGAUUACAAUCCUCUCUAAAGUGACUGGGAUUCCAUAUAAAGACUACCUAAUCAACUUUGUCGACACACCAGGGCAUGCAGAUUUUGGAGGCCAGGUGGAGCGUGUGAUGAGCAUAGUGGAUGGAUGCCUUCUAGUUGUCUGUGCCACUGAAGGUCCAAUGCCUCAAACUCGCUACGUUCUUAGUAAAGCUAUUGCUGCAGGCCUCAAGCCAAUAGUUGUCAUGAAUAAACUUGAUCGUCCUACAGCAAAGCCAGGCGAAGUCGAAAGCAGGAUUUUUGAUUUAUUUUGCAGUCUCAAUGUCAGUGAGCAUCAAUUGAGUUAUCCUCUGCUCUAUGCCUCAGGGAGAAGUGGUUGGGUUGAUAGAGAACUCAAAGGGCCAAGGGAAAAUUGUGACCCUCUACUGGAAACUAUAAUUAAUGAAGUUGACCCUCCAAAAGAAAAAGAGACUGGACCUUUUAGAAUGCUUAUCACAAUGACUGAGACUAAUCCUCAUUUCGGAAAAUAUAUGAUUGGAAAGGUCAAUCAAGGAGAAGUAAAGCUUGGUGACGAUAUUCAUCUGAUUGGAAGCCAAGGGGUUAAAGAAACAGGCAAAAUCACAAAAAUCCAAAAAACAUUGGGAAGUGAAAGAAUUGAUGUCAAUAAAGGAAUUGCAGGGGAUAUUAUAUUGGUGUCAGGCGUCAAUGGGCAAGUAAAUGAUACUGUUUCUCAUGUAGAAAAUACAGAAAAAUUGAAUGCAAUACCUAUUGAUGAGCCAACAAUGACUUUGAGAAUCAGGGCUAAUGACUCACCUUAUAAUUCACAAGAAGGAACAAAGAAUACUAUAGGUGCUAUAAAGAAAAGACUUUAUGAAGAAGCUGAAAAUGAUUUAGCUUUGGUGGUAAGAGAAGGAAACAAUUGUGUUGAAGUCUCUGGAAGAGGAGAGUUGCAUUUAGGAAUUUUAGUUGAAAAUCUGAGACGUGAAGACUUUGAAAUGACUAUUGAGCCUCCUAUUAUUUUGACCAAAAUUCUGGAAGAUGGCACAGUUGUCGAGCCAAUUGAAGAAGUUGUCAUUGAGUCUCCACAAGAGUUUGCACUGCCUUUAACUGAAGCUUUCUUAAAUAGACUAGCCACAUUCAUUGAUCAAAAAGAUAUAGAGGCUGCCUUUGAGAGUAGCGCUCUAAGCGCCCGAGACUUCCCGACGAAGUCUGGGCGGUGGUUUGACCAGCUGAUGUUGGUCGAACCAGCAUCCAAUUUGACAAACCUUCUGUAUAAGAAGAAUUUGUCAUUUUGGAUGUUGGUUUGACCAACAUCAGCUGGUCAAACCACCGCCCAGACUUCGUCGGGAAGUCUCGGGCGCUUAGAGCGCUACUCAAAGGCAGCCUCUAUAUUUCUGCGACCCAUUCUAGAGUAAUCUUCCAUAUCCCUACAAGAGCAAUGAUGGGGUUUAAGCCAAAACUUCUCAGUAUAACCAAAGGAAAUAUGACCAUUGAGUCCCAUGUUAAAACAUAUUCACCUUACAAAGGAGCACUCAGAAGAAGACAACAAGGAGUGGUAGUGGCAACCCACAAAGGAAAUUGCACUGAGUACGGAAUCAACCACUUAGAAGAAAAAGGCCAAGCUUUUAUUACCCCUGGGCAAAAAGUGUAUGAAGGAAUGAUCAUUGGAGAAACUACUGUUGAGGAUGAAAUUGUAUUAAAUCCAAAUAAGGAAAAAAGGCUGACUAAUGUAAGGUCUGCUAUGAGAGAUGAAAAUAUUAAGCUGAGUCCAGUUAAAACCUUUACAGUAGAAGAAGCUUUUGCUUAUAUUAAUGAAGAUGAACUAGUAGAAAUUACACCAAAGUCAAUCAGGCUGAGAAAGAAAAUUUUAGAUCAAGAAUCCAGAAAAAGAGCUAGAAAGUCUAAUGCUUAA